Molecule: messenger RNA, 1220 nt
Organism: Spinacia oleracea (spinach)
Lineage: Eukaryota; Viridiplantae; Streptophyta; Magnoliopsida; Caryophyllales; Amaranthaceae
Product: ycf20-like protein
Exons: 4
Coding region: 242-859 (205 amino acids)
Source: RefSeq, a predicted model, not a curated record
UAAUUUUCUAUCAGAUCCGAUUUUUUUUUGAGUGAAUUAUGAUGUAAUGGCGAAAGAAAAGAGAAUCUAAUAAGGAAAAUUAUCUACUCCAUCCGAUUGGUUCUGGGUUCGAAUCCUGAGAACCCAUUUUUUAAUACUGAAAUCAUAUUAUUCAUAGGAGAUUGCUUAGGAAUUUCUCAUAAUACCCAACCCGGUUGAUUCGCAGUCGGGAAGUGUCAAUGGUUCAGGUAUAAAACCAGUCAUGCUUCUCUCUCCUUCCUCAUUUUCCCAGGCAAUGCCGCAUUUCUUGUAUACAGAAAUGCAGUUGAAGCAAUGUCGUGUUUCGGAGAUUUUUCAUACCCAAGAGAACAAGUUAUUGAUCAGGCAGGGUUUGACAAACAUUGCUCCAAAAUCACUGUCUUUCUCCAACAGGAGUUUUCACAGGGGAAGACACUGUUGGAAACUCAAAUUUGCUUUAGAUACUGGUGGAUUAUCCGGUAAUGGCAAUCAGCAAAAUGAUAUUAACGAGGACUCCUCGGGUCUUGGGCAAACACGGCUUAGCAGGAUUGUGAUUGCAGGUGGCAGGCAGCUGCUAGCAAAGUUGAAUUCUGCUAGAAAGAAUUUCCCGAUGAAAGUUUUUCUUCUGUUGCUGGGAUUCUACACUGCUAACGCACUAGCAACAGUACUUGGUCAGACGGGUGAUUGGGAUGUAUUGGUUGCAGGUAUUGUAGUAGCUGCCAUCGAGGGUAUUGGUAUGCUCAUGUACAAAAGAAGUACAUUACCAAGUGGGAGGCUACAAUCUUUAGUUGUGCUCAUCAACUAUUGGAAAGCCGGUGUUUGCUUAGGCCUUUUUGUAGAUGCUUUCAAAUUGGGAAGCUGAAAGUUCCUAUUCAUAAUAUAGAAACAACAAUGUAAUCUGUACAAUGUAUCAUUUCUCCGACACAACUCGAGUUCAAGGUGAGCGUGGCUAUUGCGAGGUGCUGCAGCACACAAACUUCUGUUGGCCAGUCUUGAUUGGAGCGGAGAAUGUUCUGUUAUGCAAGGGUGUUGAUGUUGCUAGUGUUCAUGCCAGGAUUGUUGCUUGUUCUUAAAAUACUUACUCCGUUCCAUGAAUAUCACACCAUCUUGUUUUUUACACUGUUCACACUAGAUCUUUAGUCACAUUAUGUGAUUCAUAUCCAAUUAUAGUUAUGUGAGAUCUUGUUAAAUUCGUAUCGAUAUAUAUAUUUUAUAAAUAUCAA